This is a messenger RNA of Phycomyces blakesleeanus NRRL 1555(-), 1425 nucleotides long. RefSeq lists its product as hypothetical. Lineage: Eukaryota; Fungi; Mucoromycota; Mucoromycetes; Mucorales; Phycomycetaceae. Gene Ontology annotation, cellular component: nucleus. Gene Ontology annotation, molecular function: protein binding. Bases 77 to 1372 code for a protein of 431 amino acids. The record is from RefSeq and is a predicted model, not a curated record. The transcript has 6 exons.
CAUUUACCUAUUCGACACAACUGUGUCUUGUUACCUUACUAUAUUUCUUAAAUUGUCUACGUAAUAUCCUAUCCCAAUGGAUUCCUCACGAAACACUCGCUAUUCAUAUCCUUAUGCUCAUGGCAAUACUGGGGCACCAGACAAUGUUCCAACUCUGUCCAAGGAAAUCUACCAGUACGAUGCUCCUUGGCAUACAUAUGCACUUGACUGGUGUAAGUCGCCUAUUGAUCGCAAGAGUUUCCGACUUGCCGUAGGAAGCUUUAUUGAAGAUAACAACAACAAGCUUCAAAUUAUUGCUCGCACUGACAUGUUGAGCGGUGGGUAUGAAGCUGGCCAAAAGGAUUUUACACCUGUCGCAGAAGCAGAAUCUUAUUAUCCGAUCACUAAAGUGCUUUGGGAGCCACACAGGGGUGAUUCGAGAAAUCAAGAUCUUCUUGCAACAACAGGGGAUAUCUUGAGAAUAUGGGAGCUUGUUGAUAACCCUCGGUAUGGAACAAACUCAAAUACGAUCAAUUCUUCGAGUGGAAGAGCAAGUCCAGCCUAUUAUCAACAACAAUUGGUCAAGAAAGCAGACUUGGUUAAUAUGAAGCAAACCGACUUCUGUGCUCCAUUGACUUCAUUUGAUUGGAACGAAACAGACCCCUCUCUAGUAGUAACAUCCAGUAUUGAUACUACCUGUACUGUUUGGAAUGUCGAAACUAGUCAAGCCAAGACACAGUUGAUUGCUCAUGAUAGUGAUGUGUAUGAUGUGGCAUUUAUGCAUGGGUCUGCGGAUAUUUUUGCAAGUGUGGGAGCAGAUGGUUCUGUACGUCUGUUUGAUCUAAGAUCCCUGGAACAUUCGACUAUUCUGUAUGAAGCUCCUCCUGCAGCCAAUCCAUCUUCGAAUGGAGCAGGAGCAGGAAAUGGAGGACAUGGCAGUAGUCUGCAUAGCGGAACUGUUCCAUUGUUGCGCCUUGAGUUUAACAGUCUUAAUCAGAACCAUCUAGCCACCUUUCACAUGGAUUCAUCCGCUGUCCAGAUUCUUGAUAUCCGCCACCCCAGUGCACCUAUUGCUGAGCUUGUUAAAGGACACAAUGGCAGUAUUAACUGUCUAAGCUGGUCUUCCACUCAGCCAGGCCAUCUCUGUACUGGUGGUGAUGAUUCCCAGGUGUUGGUGUGGGACAUUAACCAGCCAAAUGGAAUCGAUCCUAGCCGUCCCGCUUAUCACCAAUCAACUCAAACAAGGUUUAAUCAGCAAGCACCCCGCUCCAUUCAGGACCCUGUAUUGGCUUAUGGAGCUGAGUCCGAGAUCAAUGCUUUGACGUGGAGCAAGCGAAACCCAGAUUGGAUUGGAGUUGGGUUUGGAAAAACCAUUCAAGCACUUCGUGUUUAAGGAAAGGUGUAUAUUAUUUACUUGUCAAAUAAAGAAAUAAAGAAAAUCUUUUC